UGUAAGCAGUCUAGAAUUAAGAUAAGGGUUGCGGUUAUCCUUGGACUGGUAAUUUGCUGCUAUGAAGCGUACAGUCAGGUGCAGGUACAGGUAUUUUCUCCAGCAGUUAUGAUAUCUGUCCAGACAGAGCUAAAGACCGCCAAGUCGUUUGGGGAAAAUCUUGUUGCAAGCAACUUUCUGAAUGCAGUGAAAACAAUGGCAUCUUCAGUAUCACCCUUUCUCAGUGUCUUUGGAAGCAUUUUAUCUAUUAUUUCCAGCAUAAUAGGAAAACAAUCGCCGUCGCCAGAAUUACUGGCUAUUAAACAAUUGUUCGAGACUGUAAACGCUAGGUUUGACUACAUGGAGAUAAGGUUCAACGACAUAGAAAAUGAAAUUCAUUGGUACCAAGCCAUAGCCCCAAUACUGAUCUGCGAAAGACAAGUUAGAACUUUGCUGAAGCGAUUUCAGGAUCUGUUCCAAAAUCCGCCACCAGACGUAGAAGAACAGAGAAAUAUCCUUCUCGAAAGAUACAUGCACCAUUCGGAAUGUUCGGACACUCUGUAUUAUUCUAUAAUUAAUGAUACUGGAAUUCAAAUUGGAUAUUCUACAAACAUUCUUCGAGAAGGCAUGGUGCAUCUAGCUAAUGAUAGAACAAAAAUGCGAAACUUAAUGAUAAGUCUUGUUGGAAUGAUGUAUAAAGCGGCAACGUUGGAUUUAAUUUUCGUAAAUUUUCGGACGCCACAGAAUUACACUGUGAUGCAAUGGACUAAAAGGUUUGAGGAAAUUCAAAAGAAAAUGCUGCAAAUAGACAAUGAAGUGGUCUCAAAUUGGUAUAAUCAGUCCGAGAAAGACGUCCAGAAAAUAACAUCCGGACAUAUGUCUUUGAGUAAUAAGGAUUUGGCUAGUUUUCUCUACCACUCACUGUCGACGAAAUAUAACUGGAGGGACUGGUUGGUAGUGGUGUACAAUCCGAUCAUCGGCGGCGAUGCUCACCACGUGUGGGAGUGUGGCGGUUUCUUUAAGUUUCGAUACUACCACCGCAAUCUUCUGAUAUCAAGCGUCGAUAAAAGCAAACCACCCAUUGACAAGAACAGAGCUCAGAUUGAAAUCAACUCAUUGUCAAGAAUUUGUCGGUCAUUUUAUGAAUAUUCCCGAACAACAGUAAGCGAUGCAGGUGCCAUCUUCAAUUGGUUUCCACCGGAUGUAAAAACUCAGUGCUCCCCCUUUGCGUCAGCCGGCGUCAUUGGAAUCAGUUGGAAUGUUUGGUAUCAAGCACCAGCUGCGCGAUUUAUUCUUCAAGACAUGGAAAUUUGUCGCUAUCAUAUCCAUUUGUUUGGUUAG
This is a messenger RNA of Magallana angulata, 1320 nucleotides long. RefSeq lists its product as uncharacterized. NCBI's taxonomy places the organism in Eukaryota, Metazoa, Mollusca, Bivalvia, Ostreida, Ostreidae. The annotation marks the transcript as partial. The record is from RefSeq and is a predicted model, not a curated record. The transcript has a single exon.